CAAUUUCCACAGCUCAUUUCAGAUUUCCCUCCCUUCCUCUCUCCCUCUCUCUCUCUCUCCUUUCCCCUCCUCCUCUUCUGUCUCCUCACAGUUCUGCAUUCUUUCCCUCCUCCCCUGUUCUCUUCUUAUCUUCCAAUCCCAUGUGCUUCUUCUCCUGAUCCCAACCCUUACCGCUUCAAACUUCCAUUCCAACUGUAUCCAUCCGUUUAUUCUUUCACUUUCACAUCAAUCUUCUUCUUCUUCUUCUUCUUCCUUCUGCUACUUCUUCUGAAUCCUUGGGUUCCGCACCACUAAAGUUCUCUUCUAUCCUCGCCUCCUUGUCGCCUCUCUUCUGCCCCACUCCCUUUCACACCGGAAGAAAAAGAACAAGGAAAAAGAGAAACAAAGUUGGAAUCUUUUGAUCGUAGAGGAAACCGUUUUCCCGUUCCACUCUUCCUCAAUAAUACCCACUUCCCAGAUCCUGAUCUUCAAUCUUCAUCCCCUGGAAGCCCUAAAGCUGCUCCCUUUUCCCAAAAUGAAGCACACCCAUUUGAUGAAAUUACUCUUAGCAUCAUCCUCAGCGGCUGUCCUGCUCGUUCUCGCACUAACCCUCCUGUUUUGCUUAAGGAGAAGGGGAGGGAAACCCCAAUGCGACGACGUCGAGGUGGAACAGCAGGAGAAGAAACAGAGCGGCGAGACGGCGGCGGCGGCGGCGACAGAGGAUUUGGUGAGGUUUCAAGGUGGACAGGAGCUCACUGUCACCGACAUUCUCGAUGCUCCUGGAGAGGUCAUCGGGAAAUCAAAUUACGGUACCCUUUACAAGGCUUUGUUGCAGAGGAGCAACUGCGUCAGGCUGCUUAGGUUCUUGAGGCCCGUUUGUACUGCGAGGGUUAAGGAAUUUGGUGAUGUGGUUCAGUUGCUGGGUUGCAUUAGGCACCCUAAUUUGGUCCCUCUUUUGGGGUUCUAUGCUGGCCCUAGAGGCGAGAAGCUCCUUGUUCAUCCCUUCUUCCGGCGUGGCAAUUUGGCUCGUUUCAUCCGAGAUGGGAAUGCCGAGUGUCACAAAUGGACAACCAUCCACAGGCUAUCCAUUGGCAUAGCCAGAGGCCUUGACCACCUCCACACAGGACUCCAGAAGCCUGUGAUUCACGGCAAUCUCAAGUCGAAGAACGUAGUCCUCGAUCGCAGUGGAUCGCCUUGUGUAUCAGAUUUCGGCCUGCAUCUCCUCCUGAAUCCUACAGCGGCCCAGGAAAUGCUCGAGACAUCUGCAGCCGAGGGAUACAAAGCUCCCGAGCUGAUCAAAAUGAAAGAUGCAAGCGAAGAAACUGAUAUCUACAGCCUGGGAAUAGUACUGCUCGAGUUGCUCUCGGGUAGAGAGCCAGUGAAUCCGAAUCCAACUCCCGACGAAGAUUUUUACCUCCCGACGUCGAUGAGAAACGCGGUGCUUGAUCGUAGGAUCGCAGACAUUUACCAUCCGGACGUACUUGUAGACAGUGGGAGCGAGAGUGAGAAUUCUGUCAGGGAAGAGUGCAUAUUCAAGUUCUUUCAGCUUGCAAUGUCUUGCUGUUCCCCUUCGCCUUCUCUUAGACCAAACAUCAAACAGGUGGUGUGCAAGCUCGAAGAGAUGGGAAGAUAGCAACCUCUAGACUCUAGAGCAGCAGAAGUCACUUGGUUUUUUUGUGGGUAGGCACGAAUGAGGAAAAAGUUUAUUUCUUUGGUGGCAGAAACCAAACUCAGAGCGGCAUUCAGCAUGCACGCAACAUCCAUGGAUGAUGACAUAAUGGGAUUGUAGCUAGAGUCAUCUACAGACGUGUCCGGGGCCAUGUUCCACAAGAAGCCAGAAAUUGGUGAUCGGUUUUUUGUCGGGUCUUCUGGGAAUUGCGCUUUACGUGCCCAAAAGCAUCACCAGCACAUACAAAAAAGAAAGAUUGGUGCUUUAUCUGGUUGCAGAAGAAGGCAUGCACGUUCAUGAGAAAGAGCCAAUCGCCAAACAGGAAAAAGUGUCACUCUUCUGUCGUCUAACUGAAGCUAACAAAAGCCUUCAUGGGUUGAAGGAUCGACUCAGCUAUAGCAAUUUCGGUUGGCGGGGUUUCCUUUGAGAAAACUUCCAAACGAAUGAGUCCAAGCGACUGAGAACUUUAACCAGAAGUGCAUGCUCGAUAACGAGCCGAGAGCCUGAACGAGGCGAAUCUCGACUCGAUUCGCCGCUCAUUAACAGCCAUUCAUUAAUGAAACAUCAUGGUUUGUUGGAGAUAGGAGGGAGGCAGUGGUAUCCCAUCUCACAAUUGCAGCAGAUAAUUAAAAACCUCCAACUACCUCAUUACAACAACCAUAAUCAUCAAUAAUGCUUGCUGGAUGGUCAAUGGUGGUCGUUGGUUGGUUAUAAUCAUAAUUCAUAAACAUAGCUCGGGAUUGGAUUGGAUUCCACGCCUGCUGUCUCACCAAUGGAGGGACCAUGGCCAUGGGGAAUGGAAUACAGAAGGGGACCAGUUUUCUUUCGUUGAGAGCUUCAAUUCAAGUACCACUUUAAUUCCUUUUAUUAGCGACGUUAAUGCCGCCAUCAAUGGGGACCGCUUCCCGCCAUUUUCCAUUAUCCCAAGAAAAAGGAAAGUAGCCCCUUCUUCUUCCAUUGUUUGACCCUCCCUUCAUUUUUCUUGGUAUCAGGGAGAACCCAGUAUUGAAUGGCCUCUGGAGCUGUGGAGAUCUUGAAUUCAAUGCCUGCCCUGCCUUUCCAAACCAGUGAUUUGUCUCCAUCAGGAAACUGCAACAACUACUUUAAUACUGCCCACUUCCCAGAUGCUUCAAAUCACUGGAAUUGUCAAAAUGCAG
Molecule: messenger RNA, 2805 nt
Organism: Linum tenue
Lineage: Eukaryota; Viridiplantae; Streptophyta; Magnoliopsida; Malpighiales; Linaceae
Source: the annotation of a GenBank genome assembly